Messenger RNA from Camponotus floridanus (Florida carpenter ant), 2164 nucleotides. Its product is annotated as palmitoyltransferase ZDHHC6. Gene Ontology annotation, biological process: protein palmitoylation. The record is from RefSeq and is a predicted model, not a curated record. The coding region runs from base 461 to 1606 and encodes 381 amino acids. NCBI's taxonomy places the organism in Eukaryota, Metazoa, Arthropoda, Insecta, Hymenoptera, Formicidae. Gene Ontology annotation, cellular component: Golgi apparatus. Gene Ontology annotation, molecular function: palmitoyltransferase activity. The transcript has 7 exons.
CAUUUGUUUUGUAGUUCAUAUUUUGUUGUUAAUGUUCAUAGAGGGAGUAUCACUUCCAGGGAUAAAGCGAGCCACGACAUCUCUCAGUCUCUCUGUGCACGCUCGGUCGGCUUCGGUCAGCUCCGAUCAGCGUUGAGCGCAUGCGCAUCGCAUCGCCUCCACGCGCUGUUGACAGAUAUGACAGAUAACAGAUGCAACGUAAGCGUGCUGUCAAAAAGUUGUACCGUGACAACAAAAUAAUAAUGUAGGACGCUAGCAAGGAUCUAAUCGAGUAAAAUCAUUUAUGGCAAUGAGAUUGAAGUUUACUUUGUCCAAGAGCACCAACCAAAACAGAAAAAGAAGGAAAAAUCAAGAAUAAAGUCCGAUUUAAACCGACCGCGAUCAAACUCACUGAUAGCACGCCGGUUGUGUAGGAGUCGAAUUCGCGAAACAUUUUUCAGCCGAGUUUUAUGGUGAUAACAUGUGUAUUAGUCCUCUGAAGAAGAUAUGUCAUUGGGGACCGCUCUCUGCUCUCGGAAUAAUAAAGAUAAUUACGUUAAUGACGAUACAUUGUAGUAAACAAUGGUGGUCACCGCAAGAAAGUAUUCCAGCAGCCACCAGUUUCUUACUGUUUUUCACUCUGAGUGGAUUAACUUUAUUUCAUUUUAUCAGCGCAAUCUUUGAAGGACCAGGAUAUCUUAAGUUAAAAUGGAUGCCGGAAAAUGUUACAGAUAAACAAUACUUACAAUAUUGUAUUAUCUGUCAAGGAUAUAAGGCACCAAGAUCGCAUCAUUGUAGAAAAUGUAAUCGUUGUGUGUUGAAAAUGGACCAUCAUUGUCCAUGGAUAAAUACAUGCGUUGGACAUUAUAAUCAUGGUCAUUUUACAGCAUUUUUAGCAAGUGCAGUUGGUGGUUGUUGCGUCUCUACUGUUAUAUUAAUUUCCUGGGUUACAACUGUAUUAUCUCUGAAACAAUUGCCAUUCCCACCACCAUCAGUCUGUACACUAAUAUUAGUAGUAUUUAGUAUUGGUUUAUCAAUUGGUGUGGUACUUGCAGUAGGAAUGUUGCUGUAUUUUCAGAUGUCAGCCAUUGUGAGAAAUCGAACAGAAAUAGAAGAUUGGAUUUUGGAAAAGGCACGAUACCGGCGAGAUGAUACAGAUGUUGAAUAUGUACAUCCAUAUUCGAAAGGAUGGCGUUUCAAUAUUAGUCAGGUUUUUACAUUGGAUUGCACUCCAGUCGGUGAUGGCAUUACAUGGCCUGUUAUCGAUGGCUGUGAUCAAUAUACAUUAACGAGGGAGCAGCUCGCACAAAAACUAGAUAAACGGAAAAGAGCGCGCAAAUAUAGAGUUGUAAAAACUGCUUCAGGAUCAAGAUUUCCAAUUAGGCAUGGUUGUGGUGUAUUCUGUCAUCCUCCUUGUACUGAUGAACCUCGCAUCAAAUUGGAUAUAGAUGAUAUUGUGAUUGCAACGCGUUGGAAAAAAUAUUGGUUAUUUGGAGAAAAAGAGCAAAAAAAAGGAGACAAUAAUGUUGGAUCGAAACGUAUUAGAGGAUGGUUGCCACGUCCUUGUGUGAUUGAAGUAAUAGAAAACGAUUUAUAUGAUUCAAAUAACUUAUUUAAGGAGAAUUAAACUUUAAAGUUACGUAAUAAUAUUUAUAUAUGCCUGAAGAUGUGUGAACAACUGAAUACCAAAAUAUUAGCAACAUGCUAACAAUACAACAGUAAAUUCACUCAUGAGUUUGCGCAACAGAUUUCGAUAUAUGUAUACCUUCAUUAAAUUAAGUUUAAUUUUUCUGUUCCAGUAUCUUAGAUACUCAAGCGUUAUUAAUCAUAUUGAUUAAUCAUAUUACUAUCAUAUUACCGAUAAUUAUAUUAUCGACAGCAAUUUGACAGACUCUGGGAUUUUAUCGAUAUAUAGUGUAGCCUAAAAAUGAAGCAUUUAUCUUUUAUCAUAUCGAGACAGCAAAUUUCGAGUAGUAUUAUCGUAUCGGACAUUGAUGACAGAGAAACAGAAGAAAUAAAAUAUAAUCUACUCACAUAACAAAAACGCGGAAAAAAUACAAUCUAUUAUUAAGAGAUUAAGAGAUUUACGAUAGCCAUGCGUCAAAUCACGCGCAGCAACAAUAAGAUGUACAUGAACUAGUAGCUUAAGUUUACAUUUUAUAUAAUAAAAUUUUUUUUAUCUUUA